Messenger RNA from Galeopterus variegatus (Sunda flying lemur), 2644 nucleotides. It is a transcript of the gene FAM53A, whose product is annotated as family with sequence similarity 53, member A. The record is from RefSeq and is a predicted model, not a curated record. Gene Ontology annotation, cellular component: nucleus. NCBI's taxonomy places the organism in Eukaryota, Metazoa, Chordata, Mammalia, Dermoptera, Cynocephalidae. Gene Ontology annotation, biological process: protein import into nucleus.
CGCGCGCCGCUCUUCGCCGCGCUCAGCCCGGCGGGCCACAGCCUUCUUGGGGCCCGUGCGCUUGUCAUUUUGUGGCGCCGGGAAGCAGGAAGUUGGACGCCAUCAGCGGUGCGCCCGGGAGUCCUAAAGGCGGACCCGGACCCUCCCCAGCGACCUGCGGAAGGUGACCUGAGGCGGAUUCCAAGCCGCUUUUUCUGCGGAGGCUGGAGGGCUGUAAGUCGUUCUGAGACUCUUCCUGAGCGUGGGGACAGGAGCGCCAGGUGUUCCUCAUUUGAUGUUGCCUUUCCCUGUAGACUGCUGCAUUUUCUUUUUCCCUUAAUCUACGUGCACAUCUGAAGUUUAUUUUUUUUUUCAAUUUUAUUUUACUUCUCAAAAUACGUUGUACUUGAUUUUCAUGCCCCUUUACCCGUUCCUCCCACAGAUCUGAAGUUUAUAACUCAAUCUGUGUUAAAUUCACUUUGAGUUUUUGAAGUUCGUCAUUGCGUCCCUCUUCUUUGCAUCUAAGUUUCCAUAACUAUAAGGUCCUUUUUUUUAAAAAAAAAUCUCGGUUUUGAUUCAUCAUUUGGUUGAGGUUAUGAUGAUCUCUCAGCACUGAGAACUUUUUAAGAUGGAUUAGCUCUACUCAAGAAUGCUUCAGUUCCACAAUAUUUAAAACAUCUAACUGGAGCACACUGAUGCUGCCUCUUCAAACAGCUCAGCUGUCGCCUCACCACCGUCGCUUGAGUCCCUGAUCAAAAUGGGUCCGAGAAGGGAAGUGCAGCCUCUUCCUCUGAAGACACAAAGCUCUGAAGAGCCCCUAGAAAUGGAUUGUUCAUCUGUAAAAUGGAGACAUAACCUUGAGAUUUAGCUCAAGGUCAGCAGUGGCCUGGGCCUUCUGAAGUCUGAUGUUCUGGAACUCCAGUGCCCAUUGGUGUGGACAGAGGCACAGGGCCCCAACCAUGGUCACACUCAUCACUGAGAAGCUGCAGAACCAGAGUCUGGAUGAUCUCGCCCGCAAGACCUGUGAGGCUGGUUUGUGUUCUGCUGAGAAACUGAACACAAAUGGCUGUCUGUUCCCUUUGGAGAUCAGUGACAAGAGCCCCUGGAAGGUCCUAAGUGGAGGACGGCCUCUCAGAAGCCAGGUGGCUGUGGGCCCCGAUUUCCCCUUCCCGCCAGGCCCUUCUACCGUGGUUCACACUACAGGUCUCCAGUGGCGGCCAGAGUCUCCUGUCCCAUGCACAAGCCUGGGUGUGGACAGUGCCUCGGACCUCAAUGAGAACACAGGGCCACCUGCGGCACCGCCCUCCAAGCGACACUGCCGGUCCCUGUCAGAGCCGGAGGAGCUGGCACGCUGCCGGUCCCCGUGGCGCCCUGGCGGCUUCAAGGUCUGGACUCCGGUCUCCAAGAGGCGGUGCAACAGUGGCGGGAGUGCCACACUGCAACGUUGCAGUGGCCAUGGGAGCACUGGCCUGCCGAGCAGUGCUGCGUCACUGCCUGGUCUCACUUUGCCCUUGGCACCCCGGCCGUCCUCAGCCAUCAGCGGCUUUGUGGACAGCAGUGAGGGCAGCACCAGCUCUGGCCGGCCUUGGCACCCCAAGGGGCCCUGCUUGCGCUCCUCGAGGCGCCGUCUGUCCCUGUCGCAGGAGCACCUUGCAGACGCCGGCACCCCCCUGCCCUCAGCCAGCAGUACCCCCUCGUCCACGCCUGAGCUGGGCCGGCGCCACGGCCUGCUCCGGUGCCGCUCACAGCCCUGCGUGCUCAACGGGAAGAGGAGCCGGCGCAAGCGGCGGCGCGAGGAGGACACCAGGUGGACGCGCCCAUGCUUGGACUUCCUGAAGAUGACGCGGACAUUAAAAAAUUCAAAAAGCCUUUGCUCCCUCGAUCAUGAAGAUGAUGAGGAUGACACCCAAGUGAAGACGGUUGUGUCCUCCCCAUGUGACUCACGGGAUCUCCUGGGCAUCGUCAUACCAGGCUCUAGCCCAUGGGCCUCGAGGGAGCGGGCAGCCAGCGACGGCAGGGGCGGGAGCAGCGGGGACCCCAGUGACUGGGACAGCACUGGGGAGGAGGGCGUCUUCCCUCUGGAUCACAGCGAGCUGGACCUCGAGCAGAUCGAGAACAACUGACCUGGCCGGCACCUCUGGCCUGCUCUCAGUGCAGACAGAAAACAGGUCACAUGCUGUUUUGAACACCGAGGCAUAAUUUUGAUUCAGUUUUUCCUAAAGAUGUAUUUUGCAUUUUUAUGGCUUUUACAGUUCUGGAGAAAGCGUCUCUAUUUUGAAAUGAAUUUUCAGAAGGGCAUUCUAUUAAACGUGAGUCUGUCUGCAGACUCCAGGGGGGUUUAUGCUCCUUUUGUGAAGAGCCUACUGUGAAGAGCACGUACUGUGGCUUAGUGCCCAGAGGCUGCGUCCCCUCCCUCCAGGGGGUGUCACGGGUGCUCGGGGCCUGUGUGUGGGCGUUUUGUGCCCUUGGACUUUGUCAUCCGUGUGCUGGUGAACCACCAGCUUGCGACCACAUGGUUUUCCAGCCCCCGGCAGUGCCGCUGUUUGGGUCAGGGCCAAGUGCGUGCUUCCUAUGGCCACGGAGGGCCUUUGCAUCUCAGGUGGGGCGUGAAGGCCACUGGUGGCAUUACCUGGUUGUCAGUUCAAUAAAAGACAUUUGCUUUGCA